GAAGGGGAAGGAACUGCGGGUGUGUGAGUGUGUGUGUGCGUGAGUGUGUGCGCGCGCGCGCGAGUGUGUGGACAAGGAGGUGGGGGCAGCCGAGUUAGAGUACCAACUCUUUGGACUCCAUUUGUUAUUCUUUUUUUCCCCCCACACCUAUUUGGUGGUGGUGGGCGUUAUAUUUGCGUUUAUUUUCAUUCAUUUUCAAACCUUUUUAAAUUUUAGGGUUGGGGGUUGUGAGGGAAAGGCAGGAAAGGGGAAGGGAGGAGACUAGUGGCAGAAGAGGAGGUGGAGGACAUGGAGAUGAAGAAGAGGAUUAACCUGGAGUUAAGGAACAAAGCCCCGGAGGAGGUGACAGAGCUAGUCCUUGAUAAUUGCCGGUGUGUCAAUGGGGAAAUUGAGGGCCUGAAUGAUACUUUUAAAGAACUAGAGUCUCUGAGUAUGGCUGAUGUGGAGCUAAGUUCACUGGCGCGACUUCCCAGCUUAAAUAAACUUCGGAAGUUAGAACUUAGUAACAAUAGUAUUUCUGGAGGCUUGGAAGUCCUGGCAGAGAAAUGUCCAAAUCUUACCUACCUCAAUCUGAGUGGAAACAAAAUCAAAGAUCUCAGUACAGUAGAAGCUCUGCAAAAUCUUAAAAAUUUGAAAAGUCUUGACUUGUUUAACUGUGAGAUCACAAACCUAGAAGAUUAUAGAGAAAGUAUUUUUGAACUGCUGCAGCAAAUUACAUACUUAGAUGGAUUUGAUCAGGAGGAUAAUGAAGCACCUGAAGCAUCUGAAGAGGAGGAUGAUGAGGAUGGAGAUGAAGAUGAUGAGGAUGAAGAAGAAGAUGAAGCUGGUCCACCUGAAGGGUAUGAGGAAGAGGAGGAGGAAGAUGAGGAAGAUGAGGAUGACGAUGAUGAUGAAGCAGGCUCAGAAUUAGGAGAGGGAGAAGAGGAAGUAGGCCUCUCAUACUUAAUGAAAGAAGAAAUCCAGGAUGAAGAAGAUGAUGAUGACUAUGUUGAAGAAGGAGAGGAAGAAGAAGAAGAGGAAGAAGAAGGUCUUCGAGGGGAGAAGAGGAAACGAGAUGCUGAAGAUGAUGGGGAAGAAGAAGAUGACUAGAUCAUUCUAAGACCCCAUUUCCUAAUAUUCUUGGGUUUGCAAUAGAGUGAUCACAUCUUCUUUUUUUCUUCAUGUAUGAUAGCUGUCCUUACAGAACAUAACAUGUAACUUUUUAUAGGAAAAGUGUGGUUUUACUAUUUUCGCCUUUUUAUCAUUCCAAAUAAGAUUUAUUAGUCUGUUAAUGAUCAUAUUGUGUGUAGAAAAAACUUUUCAUUGACACCCUCCCAUAUUAUGAAAUUCCCUAGAAAUUUGUUUGAAAUCUUAAUUUUUCUAAUCCAUGCUCACUGUACUAGUCAUUUUUAGCCCAUAAUCGAUAGCUUUUACACAGGUAUACUAUAGU
Orycteropus afer afer is the source of this 1429-nucleotide messenger RNA. RefSeq names its product acidic nuclear phosphoprotein 32 family member E (gene ANP32E). Gene Ontology annotation, biological process: regulation of apoptotic process. Lineage: Eukaryota; Metazoa; Chordata; Mammalia; Tubulidentata; Orycteropodidae. Gene Ontology annotation, molecular function: histone binding; phosphatase inhibitor activity. The record is from RefSeq and is a predicted model, not a curated record. Gene Ontology annotation, cellular component: nucleus.